CUCACCAAGAGUGGAGUCUAUCCUAGCCUAAGAAUAGUUCCACCGUGCCAACAACUAUUCAGGAUCAUUAAUAUAUAAAAGGGGGUAUUAGCAUGAGAAAGUGAACACCAAAGCUUGAAACCAUAGAAAAUACUAAUGAUUAUGGGAGCUAAAAGAUUGAUUUUGUUAGGAAUGGUUGUGCUGCUGAUAGUGAAUUUGUCACAGAGUGAAGAGAUUCCUGAAAUGAGCAAGUUUAAUAGCAGUGUUUUUCCUGAUGGUUUUAUCUGGGGAACUGCUACUUCUGCUUAUCAGACUGAAGGUGGACUUGAUAAGAGAGGAAUUAACAUAUGGGAUACAUUUUCACAUAACUAUCCAGGAAGGAUAGAUGAUGGCAGCAAUGGAGAUGUUGCCACUGAUUUUUAUAAAUUUUACAAAAACGAUACCGAAGAUAUGAAUAAGCAACUAGGGAUGAAUGGUUUCAGAUUCUCCAUUUCAUGGGCAAGAGUAAUACCUACUGGGAAUAUAAGCGAAGGAGUAAGCGAGGAAGGAAUUGAAUUUUACGAUAGAGUUAUUGAUGAAAUUAUAAAAAAUGGCAUGGAGCCUUUUGCGACUCUCUUUCACUGGGAUGUUCCUGAAGCUCUUGAAGUCAAGUACGGCGGUUUUAGAAGUCCUAAGAUAGUGUCCGAUUUUGAGGAUUUUGCAGCGCUUUGUUUUAAAAGAUUCAACAAUAAAGUGAAGCAUUGGAUAACUUUUAACGAACCGCAUAUAUUUACGGUAUUUGGGUAUGAUACGGGCAGUUUGGCUCCGGGGCGAUGUUCAUCUUGGGUGAAUAAAGCAUGCGCUGCUGGAAACUCAGGCACUGAACCUUACAAAGUUGCUCAUCAUUUGCUUCUGGCUCAUGCCAAAGCCGUCCAACAAUACAGGAAACUAAACACUGUUGGCAAGAUUGGAAUAACACUCGAUGUAACUUUUGGCGUACCUUACUCCGGCAGUGAAGCUGACCGUAACGCAACCAGUCGAUACCUUGAUUUCAUAUUUGGUUGGUUUAUGGAACCCAUAACCCAUGGUCAUUAUCCGAGGGUUAUGCGGAAUUUAGUUGGAAAUCGGUUGCCGAUUAUUACAGACGAAGACUCUCAGCUGCUAAAAGGAUCAUAUGAUUUCGUUGGCCUCAACUAUUAUACUUCAAAUUAUGUUUCUGAUAUUCUUAGUCCUAAACCUGUUCCAGAUCAUUUUAGAUACACAACAGAUAUGCAAGUUAGUUUGACAACGUAUAAUAAAGAAGGAAAGCCUAUUGGUGAGCAGGCUUCUCCCUCAUGGUUGUAUGUUGUUCCAGAAGGGAUCAAAAACCUGUUAAACUACACCAAAAAUGUAUAUGAAGAUCCAAUAAUUUAUAUUACUGAAAAUGGAGUUGGUGACAAUAGCACCUUCCCACCGGAGGAAGCUCUUAAAGAUUUAUGGAGGAUAAAAUAUCAUCGAAGCCAUCUUUGGAAUGUGUUUCGAGCCAUUUGUGAAGACAAAGUUAGAGUAAAGGGAUAUUUUGCAUGGUCAUUCAUAGACAACUUUGAGUGGGCGAGUGGUUAUACGGUGAGGAUGGGAUUAUAUGCUACCGAUACCAACAAUAAGUUGAUGAGAACUCCCAAGCUCUCCGUUGGUUGGUUCAACCAAUUCUUGAAGGAUAAAAACUCCACUGCUGGCCCCAAAUGCCCUUUGCGUCUACUCCAAAAUCAGGAUAAACAAGAGUUUUAAUUAUAUACAUUGUGUUUUUAAGUUCAUUUUAAUUUUAAGUUAUGAAAUAAGGUUGAGACACUGUUUAAGUUAACCCUCUGUGUCGUUCAAAUAAAUGGAAGUUUGAAAUAUCACUUGCACCUGA
Mercurialis annua (annual mercury) is the source of this 1849-nucleotide messenger RNA. RefSeq names its product beta-glucosidase 13-like. The coding region runs from base 136 to 1725 and encodes 529 amino acids. Gene Ontology annotation, biological process: carbohydrate metabolic process. Gene Ontology annotation, molecular function: beta-glucosidase activity. NCBI's taxonomy places the organism in Eukaryota, Viridiplantae, Streptophyta, Magnoliopsida, Malpighiales, Euphorbiaceae. The transcript has 13 exons. The record is from RefSeq and is a predicted model, not a curated record.